Molecule: messenger RNA, 1471 nt
Organism: Alnus glutinosa
Lineage: Eukaryota; Viridiplantae; Streptophyta; Magnoliopsida; Fagales; Betulaceae
Product: putative RING-H2 finger protein ATL21A
Exons: 2
Coding region: 76-1275 (399 amino acids)
Molecular function (GO): polysaccharide binding
Source: RefSeq, a predicted model, not a curated record
CUCCAGCACACGUGGCUGUCACCUUUUUCAUUGGAGGACUUAUCUUAUAGAUAUUAAGCAUCCCCACACGCUGACAUGCAGAAUAUUUUGGUGCUUCCGGUCACCCCCGAUCCUCAAAUGGCUUCCUUACAGUAUUUCUUCUUCUUCUUCUUCUUCUUCUUCUUCUUCUUCUCCUUUCCGCCCGUAGCAUCAAGGAUCAUACUCUGUGAAACUUUAUAUUGCGGUGGAAUUGGCCCUCCCGUUCAGUUCCCUUUCAGAUUCAAUGACCAACCGAAAGCUUGCGGCUAUGCCGGAUUCGAUCUCUCAUGCACCAACCAGAACCAAACAAUCCUCACCCUCCCUCACGCCGGCGACUUCGUCGUCCAAAAUAUCGAUUACUUGGAGCAAACAAUAGAUAUCACCGACCCAGACAACUGCUUUUUCCGACGGACCCUGCAAAACUUCACUCUCUCGAGCCUCUCCGGCUCCCCUUUCCGGACCGACUUUUUUAGCUGGAACUUCACCUUCUUAAACUGCUCCUCCGACGUGACAAACAUGUCUAGGUCUUGGCCGAUUCCUUGCCUUAGCGGCGACGGCUUUAACGUCUCGAUGACACCGACCGCUUACGAUGGUACUUUGCCGCCACCGGCGUCGUGUAAAGCAAUAUUUACUGCUUUGCUUCCGGAAAUGUCGCCGUUACAGUCGGUCCAGUUGGCUUGGAGUGAGCCGAGUUGCACUAAAUGCGUAGCGCGUGGUGGAGACUGUGUGCGCAGUGAUACGAGCCUCGAUGUUGAAUGCUUUGUCAACAGUCCAAGCAGCAACAUUGGUGGUCUUCCAAGGAGUGCCAAGUACGGCAUAAUCAUAGGCGUGGGAAUACCCGGACUGCUGUGCAUCAUUGGGCUCUCAUGUUACCUUUGUGGCAGAAUCAGGGUUUAUAGACGUAGACACCAAGCCAAUAUGGAACUCACUAGCAUAAUCUCGCCGCAACAACAGAGCGUCUUUGCGAUGGGUCUCGACGGGCCAACAAUAGAAUCGUACCCAAAGACACUGCUCGGUGAGAGCCGACGAUUACCCAAACCUAGUGACAACACUUGCCCCAUAUGCUUGUCUGAAUAUCAGCCUAAGGAAGAACUGAGGACUAUACCGGAGUGCAAUCAUUAUUUCCAUGCUAAUUGCAUAGACGAGUGGCUAAAAUUGAAUGGAACGUGCCCUCUUUGCCGGAAUUCGCCUGAUGGGUCGGCUUUGGUUACACCUUCAUCGACGUCGUCAUCGUCUUUGUCGUUGGCAUCUUUAUGAUCAUCAUAAACUAUUGUGAAAACAUUGUAUAUAUAUAUUAUUUGUUCAAGGUAAAUUGAGAGAGAUUUAUCUAUGUUACAAAGGUAUUGUGUUGUUCGUGUUUUGUGCUUGUAAGCAAGACACAAGCAACAAGUGUCACACAUUUUCAAUUACGUACUGAGACACUCUUGCUUGUCAUACUAUAUUAUAAAUAUGU